Closterium sp. NIES-65 is the source of this 1242-nucleotide messenger RNA. The record is from the annotation of a GenBank genome assembly. NCBI's taxonomy places the organism in Eukaryota, Viridiplantae, Streptophyta, Zygnematophyceae, Desmidiales, Closteriaceae.
AUGGGACGUGGACGUGGACGUGGACAUGGACGUGGACGUGGACGUGGACGUGGACGUGGACGUGGUCGUGGACGUGGACGUGGACGUGGACGUGGAUGUGGACGUGGACGUGGUCGUGGUCGUGGACGUGGUCCUGGACGUGGACGUGGACGUGGACGUGGUCGUGGUCGUGGACGUGGACGUGGACGUGGACGUGGACGUGGACGUGAACGUGGACGUGGACGUGGACGUGGACGUGGACGUGGACGUGGACGUGGACAUGGUCGUGGACGUGGACGUGGACGUGGACGUGGACAUGGUCGUGGACGUGGACGUGGACAUGGACGUGGACGUGGACGUGGACAUGGACGUGGAAGUGGACGUGGACGUGGACAUGGACGUGGACGUGUGGACGUGGACGUGGACGUGGACGUGGACGUGGACCUGGACGUGGACAUGGACGUGGACGUGGACGUGGACAUGGACGUGGACGUGGACGUGGACGUGGACGUGGACAUGGUCGUGGACGUGGACGUGGACGUGGACGUGGACGUGGACAUGGAGGUGGACAUAGACGUGGAGGUGGACAUGGAGGUGGACGUGGACGUGGAGGUGGACGUGGACGUGGGACGUGGACGUGGACGUGGACGUGGACGUGGACGUGGACGGGACGUGGACGUGGACGUGGACGUGGACGUGGACGUGGACGUGGACGUGGACGUGGACGUGGACGUAGACGUGGACGUGGACCUGGACGUGGACGUGGACGUGGACGUGGACAUGGAGGUGGACGUGGACGUGGACGGGGACAUGGACUUGGACAUAGACGUUGACGUGGACGUGGACGUGGACGUGGACGUGGACGUGGACAUGGACGUGGACGUGGACGUGGACGUGGACAUGGACGUGGACGUGGACCUGGACGUGGACAUGGAUGUGGACAUGGACGUGGACAUGGACGUGGACAUGGACGUGGACAUGGACGUAGACGUGGACGUGGACGUGGACGUGGACGUGGACGUAGACGUGGACGUGGACGUAGACGUGGACGUGGACGUGGACGUGGACGUGGACCUGGACGUGGACGUGGACGUGGACAUGGACCUGGACGUGGACGUGGACGUGGACGUGGACCUGGACGUGGACGUGGACAUGGAGGUGGACAUGGACGUGGACGUGGACAUGGAGGUGGACAUGGACGUGGAGGUGGACAUGGAGGUGGACGUGGACGUGGAGGUGGACGUGGACGUGGACGUGACGUAG